Molecule: messenger RNA, 789 nt
Organism: Linum trigynum
Lineage: Eukaryota; Viridiplantae; Streptophyta; Magnoliopsida; Malpighiales; Linaceae
Source: the annotation of a GenBank genome assembly
AUGGCUGCUAAUCAGGCGACAAUCUCGGGAACCGCGAAAGGGAAGAAACAGGAAUCGCUCCGAGAUGGUGGUAUCACAAAAGGAAAGCAAAGUUUGGAGCAACUCAACGGUAACGGAGGCACUAAGGGAAAGUCGGAUCAACAGGGGAAUCAGGGGAGUCAUUUGGGGAAAACAGUGGAUGGUAAGAAGGCGAUCGGCGAGGGUAAAACAACAGCUAUAACAAAGGAAUGGAGACCUAUUGGGCCUCACACCAAGGAGGCCUCCACUAGCAAGGAGCCCAAAAAAGUGGAAAUAGACACCACGCUGACAUCUUCCCACCAGCCCACGUUACAAUUAAGACAAGUUCUUAAUGGCCCAAACAACACCAAGAUACAAAUCGUGGAAGUGCCUGAUCUUAAUCUCGAACAGAAGGAAAAUGUCAACCCCAACAAGCAGGGAGAUUCCACCAUUCGAAACCACUACCACAGGAAAAAACCAGAGCAUGCCCCUCAAUCCAAGGGUGUUAACCUCAAAGCUACUAAGAAGCCUCUCCAAAUCCUUAGUCCCAAGAUGAAGGAGAGCUUAGCUAAACAAAUUCCAUCCUCCCUUCCAAUCUCGCUCAAAUCCAUAGAGGAUUUCUGUGUGCCAGUUCAGCGACGGAAGAAGGGUACUAAUGCCCAGAACGAGGGGAAGGCGGAUGACAUUCCGAUGCAAGAAUGCCUCCUCAGUAGGGCAAACGAGAUUCAGACUCGGGAAGAGGAAGGGGAACCCCCUGGAAACGCUUCUAUUGAGACUCCUUGCUCCAACUGA